This is a messenger RNA of Prorocentrum cordatum, 571 nucleotides long. NCBI's taxonomy places the organism in Eukaryota, Dinophyceae, Prorocentrales, Prorocentraceae. The record is from the annotation of a GenBank genome assembly.
GCGCUCAACGUGGAGGACGAGUGGCUCGAGCCCGCGGCCACGAAGGGCGCGGAGCGCGAGCCGUCGGAGCGGCACUACAGCGCCUACCCGACGCGCGCGAAGUUCGGGCCCAGGCGCGGGGAGGCGCCAAUCGUCGACGUCGAGCCCGACGGCCUCGUCACCUUCAAGGCGCUGGGGCCCGCGACGGACACGGGCGGCCGCAAGGGCAAGUUCGGCCGUGCUGGGUCCGACGCGAUGUUCGAGGUCGUGCACUUGGGCGCGGAGCUCGAGGGGGAGCGCACCCGGAUGGGCAUCGCUUUCGAUGACCCGACCGAGGCGCCGCUCAUGCACUUCUGCCCAGUCGGCACGGACCACAGCGAGUGCCUGCACGGGCAGGAGGGCUCGGGCUCGAAGCUCUACGACGCGGCGAUCAUCCUCGCCGGGCGCUGGAGGUACUCGAAGCCGCCGUUCAUGGGCCACGCGGGCGAGGACGCUUCUCGCGCGAAGGUCAACAAGGCGAUCAACGUCGCACGGGCGAAGGCGAAGGCAAAGGAGCGCCCCUCGAGCGCGACGAAGCCUAGGCCCUACCUAG